CUUUUAGUGCAAUACAAAAUCCUAAACUCAGUACGCUAGCAGUAGUAUAUAAACAGAGUAAACAACCAUCAUCCCUGAAGUGUAGUGUAAGCCAAAUAAAUUUUUAGCGAAUUAACUCUCAGUCCCCACCAAAAAAAAUUUCUUUUUCUCAAGAAAACCAUUCUGCAAACUUCACUAUCAAUGGCGUAAAGCAUUAACAAGAAACAUCCUUGCGUGUCCGAAACCUAUAGAAAACCAAUUGGGCCCAUCGAUCCCCUGAAAAAAUAAGACCCUUAAGAUAGCUAGAUGAAGUAGUAGUAGUAAUAAACUGGGCGAGUGUAUUCGAUAUUGCUUUGGGGUUUAAGUGUAUGAGGAAUAGAGAGAGAAGCAAACCUGGGAAAGCACGGAGAGUUAUUGUUGGAAGGUUUAUUCGAUUGCAUCCAUGAAAUCACGGCAGCGCUUGUAUUUUCUAGGAUGAGUGAUUCUGCUUAUCGUGUUGAUACCACUCCGCGCCUCGCUCAAUGGCGGAUCGACAAUUUGGCUUCUUGUACUUACCGCAAGUCUGAUCCUUUUAAGAUCGGCAAAUGGAAUUGGCACUUAGCUGUGGAGAAGAACAGGACAUUGUUCAUUAAAUUAUACCCAGAGAUAUCAAAUUUUACAAGAGACAAUCCUCCAAUUGCAUCUUUUAUAAUUAGAUUAAUCUCGUCCGCUGGAGAUCGCAAGACUUUGAUUCACCAAGAUGUUAUAGACAAGCAAAUCAAGAGUAGCGACGAUUUUGUUUGGCCAGUUGAAGUCCCCUUAACUGGGAAGUUCAUUAUUGACGUUGAAUUCCUUGAUCUGAAGACUGCAGCUCCUAAUAGUGGUGAGCUGUGCUCAAUCUGGACUGAAGGAUUAACCGAAAAACAAUCAAAUGCUACUGCUCUGACAUCACUUGGCCGUAUGUUGUCAGAAAGCAUUCACACAGACAUCAUAAUCAAUGCUUCUGAUGGAAGUAUUGGGGCGCAUCGUGCUGUUCUUGCUGCAAGGUCACCUGUCUUCCGAAGCAUGUUCUCCCAUGACCUCAAAGAGAAAGAAUUAUCUGCCAUAAACAUCUCCGAUAUGUCAAUAGAAGCUUGCCAAUGUUUUCUGAACUAUAUUUAUGGGAACAUACAAAAUGAAGAAUUUUUAAUCCAUAGGCUAGCUUUGCUUCGAGCCGCUGAUAAAUAUGACCUUUCAGAUUUAAAGGAGGCAUGUCAUGAAAGUCUAAUGGAAGAUAUUGAUGCAAAGAAUGUUCUUGAGAGGCUUCAAACUGCUUCCCUUUAUCAACUACCAAAGCUGAAGGCCUGUUGUAUGAGGUAUCUUGUGAGGUUUGGUAAAAUAUUCGAUAUAAGAGAUGAUUUCAAUGCCUUUCUGCAGUAUGCAGACCGAGAAAUCAUUGGUGAAAUCUUCAAUGAAGUUCUUGCUGCUUGGAAAGGAUUUUGAUAUCUAUUUGGACAUUGAUUCAGCAAGUAUGUAACAUAUGUUCAUUGGGUUUGUGUAUAUUCAAUCUUGUACAUAAAUUUGAUUUUACUGAAACAUAUGUUACCAUUGAGCUUAUGGACGUCAUCUUGAUAUUUGGUGAUUAUUAA
This is a messenger RNA of Nicotiana attenuata, 1586 nucleotides long. RefSeq names its product BTB/POZ domain-containing protein At1g55760. NCBI's taxonomy places the organism in Eukaryota, Viridiplantae, Streptophyta, Magnoliopsida, Solanales, Solanaceae. The transcript is spliced from 4 exons. The coding region runs from base 454 to 1440 and encodes 328 amino acids. Gene Ontology annotation, molecular function: protein binding. The record is from RefSeq and is a predicted model, not a curated record.